Molecule: messenger RNA, 564 nt
Organism: Lachancea thermotolerans CBS 6340
Lineage: Eukaryota; Fungi; Ascomycota; Saccharomycetes; Saccharomycetales; Saccharomycetaceae
Exons: 1
Coding region: 1-564 (187 amino acids)
Source: RefSeq, a predicted model, not a curated record
AUGCAAGGCGGGGUCAGGCGUAAGAAUGAUCUUCUACCCAGAUACAGAGGCCAGGCGCACUCGAAAAAGCAGUCGUUUUUGACCACGCCCAUGAAGAAAGUUGCCGUAUACGUCAUGCUGCUCAUCAUGAUGUACUUGGCCAUCAAGACAGUGUUCGUGGACCCACAAAACGCGGAAACCAAGCUGGAGAUCGAGAGUGCAGUAGGCCGCGCGGGCGCCGGCGGAGAUGCGCUCGAGGCUCAGAUGGAUGCGGCAGACCUGCAGACCAACCCAAAGGUUUCCAAGGAGCGCUUCAACAACGAGGUAGUCAUGCAGCAAGAGACCAAGAACCUGGAAAACGAGAAGGACUUCCAGAAGCAGAAGGUACCCACCAAGAAUACUAAGCAGGAGGUUGGCAACGACGUCAAGGCGGUCAAGCCGCAGUUUGAAAACAAAGAGCAGCCGCCAGUAGAUGAACAGGCCCGUCGGAUCAACGAAAAGGCGCCGUACAAGAAAACCGACAAGAAGUCGGACAAGGCUGUUGCUGAAGGGGGGGCUGCCGCAGCUGCGGCCAACGCAUUAUGA